Molecule: messenger RNA, 2582 nt
Organism: Tilletiopsis washingtonensis
Lineage: Eukaryota; Fungi; Basidiomycota; Exobasidiomycetes; Entylomatales
Exons: 1
Coding region: 238-2547 (769 amino acids)
Biological process (GO): positive regulation of cytokinesis
Cellular component (GO): spindle pole; microtubule; centrosome
Source: RefSeq, a predicted model, not a curated record
AGCGCCAGAAGCGAGUGCAGGCGACGCACGCUCUAAUGGCGACCAUGCCGUGCAUGAUGCCGCGGACGACGUCAAGACAGACGAGGCCGACACUGUCAUUCACGAUGCGGCGCCCAAUGGCGACGCGGCGAAGCACGAGGCGGCAGAGCCCAUCGAGGAGGAUCUCAAGUCCGAGCCGGUCAAGGACGAACAGGCUGAAGAGGCUGCCGCGCCCGCUGAGGCCGAUGACUCUGACGAAUGGAUCGAGUUCGAGACUGUGAGUGCCUUGCGCGCGCGCGCGUGGGCGUUUGUGUUGCCAUGCUCACGCUGCUGCAGGUCGCGGUGACUGGCGCUGAGUGGACGGCCAUCAGCACGCGCUGGCAGCGCUCCAAGCACCCGGACGAGCGCGCGCUGCACGACUUGCUGCGCAGCACGGUGCUGCCAAAGGUGAUGGCCGACAUCGCGGAAGCGGAGCGGCAACGCGCUCUCGAGGCGGCACUGGCGAGCCGCAAGCGCAGCAGCCGCAUUGCGCUAAAGGAGAGCGAGCGCGAGGAGCGCGAGCGCGAUCGCUUGGCACGAGAGGCGAUGGAGGAGCGCAUGGCGAAGCUGCGCGCGGAAGAACAGAUGGAAGAGGAACGUGCACGCGAAGCAAAGGAGGCGCAUCGCACGCGCGAGGAGCGCGCACGGGAGCGCGAGGACCGCAUCUACGCGCGCGAGCGCGAGGCGAUGGAGAAGGCGCAGCGCGAGGCGGAUGCGCGCGAGGAGCGCGAACGACUGCGCGAGGAGCGCAAGCGGCGGCGCGACGAGAUCAUUGCCAACGGCGGCGUGGCGCCGGAAGAGGACGAAGCGGCGGAGGAGGCCGCGGCCACCUCAAGCACCACUGCGGACGCCGAGCCACUGCCAGGCGGCACCGACGACGACUGGGAUCUGGCGUGCGAGGUGUGCGGCGCAGCCGGCCACAACCCGGACGACCAGAGCGAGAUCGUCUGCUGCGAGUCGUGCGGCGUGUGGCAGCACACGGAGUGCUGGAAUGCGUUCGACCGCUCCGUGCGCCGCAAGCCGCGCGACUGGGAGAACAUCGACUUCUACUGCUCCAAGUGUCGCCCGCCGAGAGCGGACGAGCCGUGGCCAGGACGGGCGACGGCCAAGAGCAACGACUCGCCCCGCCAGCGCAUCCGCGUCAAGCCGCUCGAGCCAGAGCAUGUGUCGUCGCAGUCUUCGAGCGCUGCCAGUGCACCGCAGUCUGGCGCACAGGCCGUCUCUGGGCCAAGUGUGCCCUCUGCACCGCCGACGCAGCAGCCGCCUCCCACGACCGCUGCGCCAAAAGCAGCGCCGGCUGCGACGCCUGCGCCUCAGGCCGCAGCCGAGCCCGCGGGCUUGAGCGCGCUCGACGCGCUCGCCUUCGCAGCCAACGGACGCAGUCAUCUUGCUGCUUCGCCGCCGAAAGCAAGCCUUGCGGGCCCUGCUCCCGUCGCUGCGCCUGCCUCGGCUUCUGCCAGCGGAGCGCCGAGAGCAGCGCAGCCAGCCGCCGCUAUCAGCGGUGCUCCGCGACCGGCCGCCAGCAGCGCCCCUUCCGCCGCACCGCUCGCACCAAGCACCUCCUCUGCCGCACCGCGCACGCCGACGCCCAACGGCGCGCACGUAGCCGCCUCUCCGCCCGUCUCUCCCGCGCCUUCGGCGCGCAGCGGCAGUGCCUCGCACACCAGUCCCUCGUCGCUGCUGCCCACGCGCGUCGGAGCACCGAGUGGCUCGUUCCCCAUCCGCCGCGACGCGCCCGCACGCUCGCCGCUUUCGGGUCCGCACAUCUCGAGCAGCGGCAAUGUGCCUAGCAUGUCUCUCGGUCCUGCUGCGCGCGCCACAAGUCCGACGCCCAGCGGGGGUGCGCGAGGCACGUCGCUGGCGCCCUCGCCUGCUCCUGCGUCGGGCAGCUCGAGCGCUGCAGCAGCAGCAGCUUCGCCGCAGCCUGCGCCGCUGGCGCAAAGCCGGCCGCCGCAGAGCAGCGCCGCGAGCGCAGAGAACAUGGCGCGCCGCCUCUCCUCGUCGUUCGGACCCAGUCCGCCGCGCGAAGCCUUCGGCUCGCCUGCUGCUGCAGCGGCACGCAGUGGAGCGCCGCAGGGCGCCAAGCCGUCGCCGCCGGUGGCACAGCCUUGCGCACCCGCGGCAGCAAAGGUCGUCGACGCUCCUUUUGCGCCAGCGCCGAUGCAGCAAGCUCCGCCGCCGCCGCCGCAGCAGCAGCAGCAGCAGCAGCAGCAGCAGCAGCAGCAGGCCGCGUCGCUUACGAACGGCGCAAGACCGCCGGCGGCCAGUGGCGCGCCCAUGCUGCCGCCCACGCAGACGUCUACGCUGGCGCAGCAGGCUCAAGCUCAGGCUCAAGCUCAGGCCCAGGCCCAGGCUCAGGCCCAGGCUCAGGCUCAGGCUCAGGCUCAGGCUCAGGCGCAGGCGCAACAGCAGCAGCCGCAGCCGCAAGCGCAGCCGAACGCUCCCACUCCCGGCCCCUCUCCCUCUCCCGCUGCUGUGACGGCGGCGGCGGCAGCGGCAGAGCAGGGCUUGGGCUCGAGUUCGAGCUAGAUGCUCCCUCUCUUCCCCCCGCCUUCCCCCCCCCC